Molecule: messenger RNA, 495 nt
Organism: Knipowitschia caucasica
Lineage: Eukaryota; Metazoa; Chordata; Actinopteri; Gobiiformes; Gobiidae
Source: the annotation of a GenBank genome assembly
AUGCGCAGGUUCACUUCCAUCAUCCUCACAACACACAACAACAGCGGCGCUAACAGCGCCACAUGCGGAGGACGCUGCGGACCUCAGGACAGUCCCCACACUCACCCUCAGUCCUCACACUCACCCUCAGUCCUCACACUCACCCUCAGUCCUCACACUCACCCUCAGUCCUCCACACUCACCCUCAGUCCUCCACACUCACCCUCAGUCCUCCACACUCACCCUCAGUCCUCCACACUCACCCUCAGUCCUCACACUCACCCUCAGUCCUCCACACUCACCCUCAGUCCUCACACUCACCCUCAGUCCUCCACACUCACCCUCAGUCCUCCACACUCACCCUCAGUCCUCACACUCACCCUCAGUCCUCCACACUCACCCUCAGUCCUCCACACUCACCCUCAGUCCUCCACACUAACCAUGGCAGAACGACCCUGGAGCUGCGUCGUGGUUCCGCAGGGCUGUGGUGUUGUCCGGUCCGUGUGCUCCAUGUGA